This is a messenger RNA of Polyodon spathula (Mississippi paddlefish), 1699 nucleotides long. RefSeq names its product T-cell surface glycoprotein CD3 zeta chain-like. Gene Ontology annotation, molecular function: transmembrane signaling receptor activity. Gene Ontology annotation, biological process: cell surface receptor signaling pathway. The transcript is spliced from 11 exons. Gene Ontology annotation, cellular component: membrane. Bases 1109 to 1597 code for a protein of 162 amino acids. The record is from RefSeq and is a predicted model, not a curated record. Lineage: Eukaryota; Metazoa; Chordata; Actinopteri; Acipenseriformes; Polyodontidae.
GAGAAUCCACAUGUCCUCCUAUGGUGUUGUCAGAAGCAGAUCCUACCAAAACGUACCUGCUGCUAACAAUUCAUUUACUACAGUAAAAAAAAAAAAAAACAACAUUUAUAGCCUUUUGGACUGCAUAGCCAUCCCUGCUCUUAUUAGUCUGUAAACCACAGAACAUAUUGUUUCAAUAUAAGCAAAAGAGAGGGACCGCUUGAAAAUAAAUACUUAAUAUUGAAUUUGUUUCGUCUUUAAUGGAACUACUAUAGGGUACAUUUGCAGAAAUGAACUAAUCUGUUGCCCCAGUCUUUGUUUCUUCCAUCUGCACUGAUAUCUAUGUAGGACCACUUCUGCAUUUGUUGUUGAUUUUAAGGUUUUUUUUUUCUCUACUUUGCAUCCAUUUUUGAAUGUCUUCAAACAACUUCGGUCUUCAGUAUGUUGUUUACCAUUAUGAGAUGUGAUAAAUAUCAAAAGAUUCCAUUAUUUAAAGAUGGUGCUGACAAUUCAUUGCAAAUAGGUGCAAAGUAGGAAACAUGCACAAAUUUAACAAAAUAGUAUACACAGGAUUUGAUGCACAAGACAAGUUUGUUUCUACAAAUAUACAUAACUUCAUAGUAAAUAUUUUAUCUUUGGCUGCCCCUUGCAGGCACAUUUCCCGUCUUACAGACACAGACCCACGCUUCUCAGAACUUUGUUUCGGUCUUGCCGUGCCCAAGCGAGUGUCUUCACACUGUACAGAAGCAUCAACCUCUGUGGACCGUAUACUACAUACAGCAAAACCAAGAAUUGUGACGCAUACUGCAGCCCACAGGUUCCCCCCAAGUGAACUUUUUAAUAAUGUUUAAAUAACCCAUUUAAACAUUAUUUUGACACAUUUGUGUCAUUCGCAACUCCAGAAAGUUGACAAUGUGGCGAGCCAUUUGCACAAUGAGAGGGAACAUAUCCAGAUGAGCUGGGGUAGGAGAGCAAUGUAGUGCUGGCGCAGGUGGAGUGCACAGUCUUUAAGAUAAACCCACUUCCUGAAUCUAUUGACACAUAACAAAGGGACUGAAAGUGUCAUCCACUUGAUGCAGUUGCUGUACCAAGAAAGACUUCAGACUUUUUAACAUUGAUUUAAAAGAAAAUGAAUUUACAGCGGACUUGCACCCUGGCAUACCUGGCCACUGUGCUUCCCAUCACAGAGGCAGAAGCUCUCGGGCUGACAGACCCCAAGCUGUGUUACAUUCUUGAUGGAGUGCUCCUCCUCUACUCAGUAGUCAUCACGGCUCUGUACUUUAAAAACAAGUUCAGUAAAGCAGAAAACAAUCCCCAAAAGGAAAGCCUGUAUGCAGACUUGGAUAGGAGCCGUGUUGAGGUAUAUGACCAAGCCAAUACCCGGCCACGUGAUCCCGAGGCAGGUGGUGGUGGAAAGCGAGGCAAAAGGGGUGAUGCUCUAUAUACGUCACUCAAAAAGGACCGUCCUGUUGAUGCAUACAGUGAAAUUGGACUGCAGAAACAAAACCAAGAGAAGAGACGCAGAGGAAAAGGAGCUGAACAAGUUUACCAGGGACUCAGUGCGGCAACCAAGGAUACUUACGAUUCUCUCCAGAUGCAGCCUCUUCCUCCACGCUAAGAAAUGCACACGUCUUCCUUUUUAAAUGACACCGCACCAUGCCAUGACUUGAAGGUGCAAUAUUUAAGAAUUGCCCGAGCAUUUUUUUUUUUUUUUUUUUUU